AUGUCGCUGAGACAGAGCCUGGCCGAGCUGCUGGUCUGCCUUCGAGACCCGCAGAAAGUGGCCAGCUUCCAGCGGCUGUGCGGGGUGGAAGAGCAGCGGCGGACUGGGGCAGACGCUCCGCCGCAGGGGGACCCCGGGGCGGCCCCGGAGGUUGGGGGCGGCUGCAAUCCAGACCGUUCGGCCUUUUCGGAGGGGAGCGGGGUCAAGCUCCGAGACUGCAGCGCCCGGAACGGCGUGAGGAACGGGCUGCCGGAGGCUGGCGGGGCCCCGGCCAAGGCCACGGCCAUAGUCACAGCCACGGCGGGGGAGCGCGAGAGCCAGGCAACCCUACGGAAUAGAGUGCCGGGUCUGCGGCGCAACUCCCUCACCGGGGAGGAAGGGGAAGUGUACGGAGUGCGAAACUGGCUCCUCUUCUACUUGUUCUGCUUUGGCACCGAGCUGGGCAACGAGCUUUUCUACAUCACCUUCUUCCCCUUUUGGAUCUGGAACCUGGAUGCCUUCGUGGGCCGGAGGCUUGUGAUCAUCUGGGUCCUGGUCAUGUACCUGGGCCAGUGUGCCAAGGACGUCAUCCGAUGGCCCCGGCCCGCCUCACCGCCCGUGAUUAAGUUAGAGGUUUUCUACAACUCGGAGUACAGCAUGCCCUCUACCCAUGCCAUGUCCGGCACAGCCAUUCCCCUCUCCCUUGUCCUCCUCACCUACGGCCGCUGGCAGUAUCCUCUUAUGUAUGGACUGGUAAUUGCCACCUGCUGGUGUUGUCUGGUUUGCCUAAGUAGAAUUUACUUGGGAAUGCACUCCAUUCUGGACAUUAUUGCUGGAUUUCUGUAUGCAAUUUUUAUCUUAGCCGUUUUCUAUCCAUAUGUGGAACUCAUUGAUAACUUCAACCAAACAUAUAAAUAUUCUCCGCUAAUUAUCAUCAGUUUGCAUUUAGCCCUGGGGAUCUUUUCCUUCACCCUUGACACUUGGAGUACAUCCCGUGGAGACACAGCUCAGAUCCUGGGCAGUGGUGCAGGAAUUGCAUGUGGAUCUCGUAUUGCUCAUAGCAUUGGCCUGGUGUCAGAUCAUCCUCUUGAUACCAUACCAUUAACUGUUCCCUCUAUCACCGUGACUCGUUUUGGAAAAGUCAUAUUACGGAUUCUAAUAGGAAUGGUAUUUCUGCUACUAAUGAGAAUUGUAAUGAAAAAGAUCACCAUCCCAUUGGCCUGUAAAAUCUUUGGUAUAAAAAAUGAUGAUAUUCGAAAAGCAAGACAGUGCAUGGAAAUUGAACUCACUUAUCGUUAUAUAACUUAUGGAAUGGUUGGCUUCUCUAUCACAUUUCUGGUUCCUUGCUUAUUUUUCUUUAUUGGCCUCUCUUGAUGGAGACCCAUCAUUUAUAAGAAAGGAUAGUAGUAUGUGAGAAUAAUUCUGAGGCAAAAGCCAGAUCAAUGCCUUUGCAGGAAUUUUACUUAAAUCAGUAUUUAAGUAAGUUUUAAGCAGACAGUGCUUUUUACCACUGUUAAUCUGGAUAUUGUUUUGGAGAAUGCUGAGCAAUUUCAUCAUGGAGAAAGUUAUGGACUAUCCCUUAAGUACAAUAUUUUGAGGUGUUUUAUUGCUAUUGUAUAAUUUGGGUUACAGAUCUAUAUAUAAUAUAUAUUUAGGCACAUAAUAUGUAUUUAUGCAUCUAAUGUAUAUUAUAUAUGAGUCUUAAUAAACUGUGGGACUGUAUAAAUAAAUACAAAUAAUAUGCAUACAGUUAUGUCUUUGUAUUUGGAUUUAAUGUAGGUAUGUUGUGAAUAGCCUGACCAAAAAAAAUUUCCUUUAUCUCGAAUGUGAGCCAUUUCCUAAUUAUUAGUUAAUGAAAACAGAAUUAGUAUACAAGCCACUUAUCUGUUUAUUGCCUCCUCCUACACCUUUCAUGCUAUACUUGUUAGUCUAAAUUGGAGGAAUUUAAAGGACCAAAUCUUAAGUAAAAUGAACUUUUGCAUUCAAAAAUUUUGGGACUUUUAGUUUUGUGUACAGUGUAAAAUACUUUGGUUUGCAUUCAUUCUAGAUAUAUCUAAAUUGAUUCAGGUACUGUAUUUUAUUGCUUAUUAAGUGUGCCUUUCUGUUGCUGUAUUAAGAGAUGCCAUGUAUACUGUGAUGUAAAAAUCAAACUGAUAACUUUAUCUUCAAUGACUUAUAAUUAAGGAAUUUAAAAAAACUUAUGUUGAGAAAAUUCUGAGGAGUUUAGAACUAAACUGUACUUUCCACAUUAACUUGUAUGUUAAUAAAUUGAAUGAACUAAA
Molecule: messenger RNA, 2261 nt
Organism: Gracilinanus agilis (Agile Gracile Mouse Opossum)
Lineage: Eukaryota; Metazoa; Chordata; Mammalia; Didelphimorphia; Didelphidae
Gene: SGPP1
Product: sphingosine-1-phosphate phosphatase 1
Exons: 3
Coding region: 1-1353 (450 amino acids)
Biological process (GO): sphingosine metabolic process; phospholipid dephosphorylation
Cellular component (GO): endoplasmic reticulum membrane
Molecular function (GO): sphingosine-1-phosphate phosphatase activity
Source: RefSeq, a predicted model, not a curated record